Mustela erminea (ermine) is the source of this 1104-nucleotide messenger RNA. Its product is annotated as ERO1-like protein beta. Bases 267 to 734 code for a protein of 155 amino acids. The record is from RefSeq and is a predicted model, not a curated record. Lineage: Eukaryota; Metazoa; Chordata; Mammalia; Carnivora; Mustelidae. Gene Ontology annotation, molecular function: FAD binding; protein-disulfide reductase activity; thiol oxidase activity. Gene Ontology annotation, cellular component: endoplasmic reticulum membrane; endoplasmic reticulum. Gene Ontology annotation, biological process: protein folding in endoplasmic reticulum. The transcript is spliced from 6 exons.
CGGGCAGGGCUAGGCCGGACCCGCAGGGGCUUUGGAGACCGCGCGGGCUGGGGGCCGUGACCCGAACCGCCGCGUCCCGGGGCGCCUGCGAGAUGCGCGCGCCUAUGUGAAUUGUAUACUUUGUCAUCAAUCUGGAAACUUCACUUUAGGGAGUUUGGGGACACAUUUGCAUUCCUAGUGGGAAAACAUGAGAAAGAAACAACUGGGAAUUUCUGGUUUCCAUUUUCUGAUCAUCUGUGCAUAGAUUCCUCCAAUGGAUCAUACAAAUGAUAUUUAACCACCUGGGUACCCCCCCUUUUAAUAAAAAUUUUAAUCGAGGUCAAUCUGAAGCGACUAUGUCCUUUCUGGGCAGAGGAUGGCCAUUGUUCAAUAAAAGACUGCCAUGUGGAGCCCUGUCCAGAGAAACCUGGGGUAAACCUAGCUGGGGACCUAAUAGGAAGGAAUUUAAACGCCGCUUUGACCCUGUGGAAACUAAGGGAGAAGGUCCAAGAAGGCUUAAGAAUCUAUACUUCUUAUGCUUAAUUGAGCUUCGUGCUUUAUCAAAGGUGGCCCCUUAUUUUGAGCGCUCAAUUGUCAAUCUUUACACUGGAAAUGUAGAAGAAGAUGCUGACACAAAAAUGCUUCUACUGAAUAUCUUCCAAGAUACAAAGUCCUUUCCCAUGCACUUUGAUGAGAAAUCCAUGUUUGCAGGUGACAAAAAGGGGCCCAAGUCAUUAAAGGUAAAAAGUUCUUGAUUGGAGGACGGGGUUGGGGAGGGGAGAGCAGUUGACUGGCUGUGUUUUAAUCCCUUACAUCCAAACAUUUCUUGCCCAGCCCUGCACCUCGUUGAAGUUGGUCUGACUGGGUUUUACUAUAAAUGACACAGAAAGCCCCUUCUCCAGACUUUGCAAUUCCUUUCGCCUUUCUAAGAAAGUUUGGCCACCUCUUAGUGAAGCGUCUGUUGUUAACUGACCAGUGAAUAUGGCAACUUUGUAAAGGUUUUUUUAAAGGGUAUUAUUUUGAGAGAAAGUUUUCUUACUUUAAAAUCACAGUGCAUAUUGUUUUGAUUUUAAAAAUCAUGACUGUUCACCACUUUGAAGGCAAUAAACAGUGUAUUUUCCUAAA